Messenger RNA from Polyodon spathula (Mississippi paddlefish), 2048 nucleotides. RefSeq names its product nucleoporin p54-like. Gene Ontology annotation, cellular component: nuclear pore; nuclear pore central transport channel. Gene Ontology annotation, biological process: protein localization to nuclear inner membrane; NLS-bearing protein import into nucleus; nuclear pore organization. Bases 43 to 1665 code for a protein of 540 amino acids. The transcript is spliced from 14 exons. The record is from RefSeq and is a predicted model, not a curated record. Lineage: Eukaryota; Metazoa; Chordata; Actinopteri; Acipenseriformes; Polyodontidae. Gene Ontology annotation, molecular function: structural constituent of nuclear pore.
UGCGUUUCUAACCGGAGUCCCAGCAAAGAAGGACUUGGCAUCAUGUCGUUCAGCUUUGGCGGCGGCGCAAAUACUGCGGGCUCCUCUGGAUUUGGUUCAUUUGGUGCCAAAACAACGGCAUCAACUGGUUUUGGCUUUGGUACAACCACCACUAACGCGUCUGGAUUUGGUAGUCUUGCUGCCCCUGGCUUUGGAACUACGACGACUGCAGCUCCAUCAGGUGGCUUUGGCUUUGGUGCUACAGGAACAGGAUUUGGUGGGCUGGGAGCUGCAAACACCACUGCUGGAGGACUUUUUGGCCACACCCUGAGCAAAGGAUUUGGUUUUUCCUCUGGUUUUGGCACAGGCACUAACACGAGUACCGGUCUUGGCACUAGCCUUGGCACUGGCCUGGGAACUGGUUUGGGUUUCGGGGGCUUUAACACACAGCAGCAGACUUCAGGAGGCCUCUUUGGACAGCUAGCACAGGCCCCUGUGCAGUCCAAUCAGCUGAUCAACACAGCAAGCGCGCUCUCUGCACCAACACUUCUAGGAGAUGAGCGUGAUGCAAUCUUAGCUAAAUGGAACCAACUGCAAGCUUUCUGGGGGACAGGCAAAGGGUACUUUAACAACAGCAUCCCACCUGUGGACUUCACACAGGAAAACCCCUUCUGCAGGUUUAAGGCUGUAGGCUUCAGUUGCAUCCCUGGCAGCAAGGAUGAAGAUGGCCUGGUGAUUUUGGCUUUUAACAGGAAGGAAGAUGAUAUCCGGAAUCUGCAGCAGCAGCUUGUCGAGGCUCUUCAUAAAGUUCUGGGGGGCAACCAGACUCUGACAGUGAAUGUGGAGGGGGUCAAAGCACUGCCAGAUAAUCAGACAGAAGUCCUCAUUUACGUCGUUGAACGUUCUCCUAAUGGUACAUCGAAGAGGAUUCCAGCCACGACUCUCUUUAACUACGUUGAACAGGCCAAUAUAAAGAAUCAGCUGCUGCAGCUGGGAGUGGUUCGUACCCUGACCAGGACAGAGCUUUCCCCGGCACAGCUUAAACAACUCCUACAGAACCCGCCAGCUGGUGUCGAUCCAAUAAUUUGGGAGCAAGCUAAAGUGGACAAUCCAGAUGCAGAAAAUUUGAUUCCAGUGCCAAUGGUUGGUUUUAAAGAACUACUAAGAAGACUAAAGAUCCAAGAGCAGAUGACAAAGCAGCACCAGACCAGAAUGGAUAUAAUCUCUGAAGACAUAAGUGAACUACAGAAGAACCAGGCUACAACAGUGGCAAAAAUAGCCCAGUACAGGAGAAAACUGAUGGACCUGUCACACAGAGUCUUGCAGGUAUUAAUCAAGCAAGAAAUCCAAAGAAAAAGUGGCUAUGCAAUCCAGGUUGAUGAGGAGCACCUACGUGUUCAACUGGACACAAUACAGAGUGAACUGAAUGCACCAACUCAGUUUAAGGGUCGCUUGAAUGAACUCAUGUCCCAGAUUAGGAUGCAGAAUCACUUCGGAGCCGCUAGGUCAGAGGAGCGGUACAGCGUAGACGCAGAUCUCCUUCGGGAAAUCAAGCAGCACUUGAAGCAGCAACAGGAAGGCCUAAGCCAUUUGAUCAGUGUCGUCAAGGACGAUGUGGAGGACAUCAAGCUCAUAGAACAUGGGCUUCAUGACAGCGUCCACACCAGAGGAGGGCCAUUCAGCUGACAACAGACCUGCUUUCAGGCAUCAUGUUAUGGGAGGGGAAAGGCAGUAGGGAGCAUUUAUGUGCUGAAUACCAUGGUAGUGAAAGCUACCCCAUCAAGGUAGUCGCACUGGAAGAUAGCCAAUUGAAUUGGACAGUAACCUGGCUAAGCAGACACAACUGGCAUACCUGCCUCCCACUCCCUAUCAGUGACAAUACAGAUAAAGGAACACUUCUGUUGAACAGACCAAGUAUUUUACAAAAGCAGAUUUGUUUUGUAGUGUUUUAGUAAUGUGCAGCAUCUCUUUUUUUACUGGAAUAUCCAUCCAAGGACUAUUUUCUGCAAAAAGUUUUGGUUUUAAAGUUGGAAUUGUUUAAUAGAACAAUAAAUAAAUAAAUAAAACUU